Molecule: messenger RNA, 716 nt
Organism: Trichoderma atroviride IMI 206040
Lineage: Eukaryota; Fungi; Ascomycota; Sordariomycetes; Hypocreales; Hypocreaceae
Source: RefSeq, a predicted model, not a curated record
CCAUCUCAUCUGCACAUCUGCCACCUGACUGAUCAAAAAACAUCGCGUCACCAACUCGCGUCAGUGUUUGCCUGACAGCGCACCAUGUCAAACUUCAACUUCAAGCUGGACCCAGCUUGCCUCCCCCAACUGACAAGCAAGGGAGACAAUUAUAGCGAAUGGAGGCCCGCAUGGCAGAUAGCAUAUGAAUGGGCUGAACUGUGGGAAACUAUUGAGGAUAAACCUCCAACAUUGACCCCGACUACCACCACAACUUCGGCCGAUACAACCCAAACCACUGUUGAUGCUACUGCUUUAACAGAUAGCCGCCACCGCCGCCGCAACGAUUCAAGGUACGUAAAAAUGCCCAUCUCCACUACUGACAUUAUCAUGAGUGUAUGCCUGAUCGACAUGGCGAUUUGUGCUAUUUUAACAGCUUACCGUACGUAUGUCCUUCCCCCUCCCCCUCCAGCUGGGCUGCAAGCCCUUCAAGAUGAUUUGGAAGAACUUGGAGGAGGUCUACACGAGCUUGUCGCCCGGGUAACUCGACUUGAGUCUGGGGAAGUUCCUCAAGUUCAAGCACCCGUGGUGGCCCCCAUCCCCGCUCCCAGUUCUAAUACUGCUAACGGUACGCAAUAGAUGUAAAAUACACCAGACAUGGUGUCUUUCCCGGCCGGGCUUACCAAAUAAGACCGGGGGGUGGAUAUCGGCACAACAAACGAUAGGGUGCGGAGGCC